CCAUGGGCACCUCAGCAACUGGCAUAAAGACUUCUGGAACCGACUGCACCAGGAUGCAUGUGGCUGGACUGGAAACAGGGAUGCAGACUGAGAUGGAACACAGACAGGCUUUCACAGGCAGCGUGAAGCAAAGAUUUGUCUGCAAACUGCAUUUGGGGAAGACGUGAGAAAUGAGAUUUGGUAAUKAAAAUAAUGAGAUAAUUUCCAGUUUACCACUGCAGAUGUCCCUCUAUUUCAACGUUUAUUAUUUCCCACUUUGGUGGAUCAGCACGGUUGUCAUACUCUACAUGAAGUAUCCAGCCUUAUCAGAUUACUACAAGUUCAUCGUGGUCACUGUCAUCAUCCUAGCCUCGCUCAUAGAGRUUGUCCGGCUCUACCUGGGCUACAUGGGCAACCUCCAGGAGAAGGUCCCCGAGCUGGCUGGGUUUUGGCUCCUAAGUCUUCUGCUGCAGUUGCCUAUAAUUCUCUUCUUGCUGUUCAACGAAGCCCUGAAAAUCCAGCCGCUGGAACGAUCAGUCAAUAUCAUCUUUGCUCUCUUCCUCACCUUCCAAGUCAUUGCAGGCUUUCUCGCCCUGAAAAAAAUGGUAAACCAGCUGGCAACCCACUUCCACCUGCACGAGUUUGACCGGCUGGAGGAAUACCCUCUCCCUGGUAUUUACAGCCUGGGGAGAGAAGAGGGUGCAUUCUCUGCGGCUGCUAGGGGCCCCUGCUGAGGAGUUCUCCCCAAAAAGGUUGGCUUGAGAUCAGCACAGAGGGCUUCACAAGUUCCCAGAGGCACGGCUGUUCAUUUCCAUUUUGUUCAUUCGUUCUUGACCUUCCUAUUUCAGAGACAUUUUUAUAUAUUCAAGUGCAGCGAUCUGUUUGCAGACUGUUACUGGGUAGGGUACCUAUGGAAUUGAUUUAACAGUUUACAAAGUGGUAUAUGUAUUUUUUUUUAAUCUGGAAUUAUUUGAACA
Molecule: messenger RNA, 956 nt
Organism: Nothoprocta perdicaria
Lineage: Eukaryota; Metazoa; Chordata; Aves; Tinamiformes; Tinamidae
Gene: TMEM17
Product: transmembrane protein 17
Exons: 5
Coding region: 171-713 (180 amino acids)
Biological process (GO): non-motile cilium assembly
Cellular component (GO): ciliary transition zone
Source: RefSeq, a predicted model, not a curated record